AUCUGUGCCGCGGUGGAGCAGGGACUGGACACACACCGCUCGAGAGAUGGCGCGGCACCCGACCGGAGCGCAAGGACAGCUGGUUGGCGACGGGGGGGCUUGAAUUACAAAGAAGAAGAAAAGAAAUAUAUGGUUUUAAAAGCAAAAACAAGAAAGAAAAAAAAGGGCAAAAAAAGAGAGAAAAGGAUAAAUACAAGCAUAUUUAGAUAUUAUAUUGAAAGAGGAAAAAUAACAGAUUUUGAAGAGACAUUUUAUUCCUGGAGAGCGGCGGCAGAGAGGUAGGAGAAUAAUCGACUAUUGCAGCACAGAGAGGAUCUGGACAGGAGGCUGCUGCGAGGAGGACACCAAAAAGCAACAACAACAAAAAGCCAACUGAACUUUACUGGACGCGUGGACUUCCUUUACGUCGGCUUACGGCAGUAGGUCAGAUAGAUGGUUUGUCCACAGCGGAGCCCGGAUCAUGAACGCGCAGCUGUCGAUGGAGAACAUAGGCGACCUGCACGGAGUGAGCCAUGAGUCCGUCGCCGGCCACGGAGAGCUGCUGAGCGGCCACAGUCCGCACUCCCGCCCGAGCCCGCGGGGACUGAGCCACCGCGCAAUGGGCAUGGCCACCCUACUGGACAGCGGAGACUAUCACCCCGGCCACCCGGGACACCUGCACCCAGCCAUCAGCAUGUGCGAAGCCCCCCACGGCAUGAGCGCGAGCACCACCUACACCACCCUAACCCCCCUGCAGCCCUUACCCCCCAUCUCCACCGUGUCCGACAAGUUUCCCCCCCAUCACCACCACCACCACCAUCCCCACCACCCGCACCCGCACCAGAGGCUCCCCGGGAACGUCAGCGGCAGCUUCACGUUGAUGCGGGAGGACCGCAGCUUGGCGCCCAUGAACAGUCUGUAUCCCGCGUACCAUCACAAAGACCCCUGCAUGGGCCAGAGCCUCUCGCCGCUGUCUGGUUCCGGGCUGGCCAGCAUACACACGUCUCAGGCCGGCAUCCCGCCGUACGCUCACCCCGGCGCCGCCAUGCCCGGCGAGAAGAUGCUCACGCCCAGCGGGUUCGAGGCUCACCAUCCGGCCAUGCUCAGCAGACACGCCGAGCAGCACAUGACCUCCUCCGCCGGGAUGGUGCAAAUCAACGGCCUGCAUCACCACCCGCACGCCCACCUCGGCGCGCAGGGCCACGGCCAGGGGCUGGGCAGUAACCGGGAGCAGGCCUCCGGCCCUGGGCACCAAGGUGGCGGCGGAGGAGGAACAGGAGGAGGAGGCGGCGGAGGCGGCGGUGUUUCUGGGGGACAGAUGGAGGAGGUGAAUACCAAAGAGGUCGCGCAGAGGAUCACCACGGAGCUGAAGCGCUACAGCAUCCCUCAGGCCAUCUUUGCUCAGCGGGUCCUGUGCAGGUCUCAAGGGACCCUGUCCGACCUGCUGAGGAACCCCAAGCCCUGGUCGAAGCUCAAGUCCGGCAGAGAGACGUUUCGUCGCAUGUGGAAGUGGCUGCAGGAGCCUGAGUUCCAACGCAUGAGCGCUCUCAGGCUCGCAGGUGAGCGAAGCCUCGCGUGCAAGCGCAAGGAGCAGGACCACGGCCGGAGCGAGCGAGGGAACGUGACCAAGAAGCCCCGGCUGGUGUUCACGGACGUGCAGCGGCGGACGCUCCACGCCAUCUUCAAGGAGAACAAGCGUCCGUCCAAGGAGCUGCAGCUCACCAUCGCCCAGCAGCUGGGCCUCGAGCUGGCCACAGUCAGCAACUUCUUCAUGAACGCUCGGCGGCGGAGCCUGGACAAGUGGGUGGACGACGGCUCCGGUCACGUGGCCAACUCGGGGCCCAACGUCUGCACCAAAGCCUGAAGUCGGACCGAACCUGACCAACUCAUGGACUGACUCAACCUCGGUUUAAAAGCUUUAAAAAAAAAAUGAAAUAAAAACAUUUCUGAGAAACAAAGAAAACUUAAAAGACCUCGAAGCAACAUUUUGCCCUUAAACCUGUACUAUAUUGAUAUUUAUAGUAUCCAAAGAUGAAAAGCAAACCAAAGACUUCUUGUUUGACCUGCUUUACGAUGUUUGUUUCAGUGACACAGUUUUUGUGUAACAUACUGCAAAAAGACUUUACUCUCUUUCACACACACACACGCACGCACGCAAACAUGCAGACGCACUCACAAAUACACGUACACACCCAGGUCUUUAGCUUUAUUACACCCCCACCUUCACCUCCCAACUGUGUAUCAGUCUAUCAUUUGCCAUCCUUAUCUCUAAUCUGAUUGGUUGGUUUUAAUGAUGGGUCCCUAGGAGGAGGUCUAAUCAGCCUAUCGGCAGUCUGAUCUGCAGCUGUCCACAGCCUGAGGAAAAAAAAAUGUUAAAAAGAAAAAAAAAACAUGGACGAAUGUGGAGUUCCAGCGCGAUUGUCCAAUCAACUUUAAAAAGAAAGAACAUUUUCAUCCUGCGUGGAGCGACCAAGAUUGUUCCGCAACCUUUGUUUGGACCAGUGGCGUGGACUGUAUGUCUGUGGUUCUGUCGAGCAUUCCGGACAGACGGGACGGGGGGGGGCAAAGAAGUGUCUGUUCAUAGACUGCU
Poeciliopsis prolifica (blackstripe livebearer) is the source of this 2569-nucleotide messenger RNA. It is a transcript of the gene onecut1, whose product is annotated as one cut homeobox 1. NCBI's taxonomy places the organism in Eukaryota, Metazoa, Chordata, Actinopteri, Cyprinodontiformes, Poeciliidae. Bases 461 to 1843 code for a protein of 460 amino acids. The transcript is spliced from 2 exons. Gene Ontology annotation, biological process: regulation of transcription by RNA polymerase II. Gene Ontology annotation, molecular function: DNA-binding transcription factor activity, RNA polymerase II-specific; RNA polymerase II cis-regulatory region sequence-specific DNA binding. Gene Ontology annotation, cellular component: nucleus. The record is from RefSeq and is a predicted model, not a curated record.